GCAGGAGCCCCGCAAAUGACGUGCUCCGGUACCGAAACGGCAGAACACAGGUAGGGACACAACGGACAUAAAGUGGAGACUAUCCCCUAUUUCCAUGUCCCGUGUUUCAGUGAAGCCAUCUCGAGCAGGGUAGCCAAGAGAUAUAAAUAGGCUAGACAUUCUUCGGGGCGUGAUCUAGUCGAGUCAAUAACUGAUCAAUAUCAAUACCAAUCCAACCCUACGAUUUCCCCCCUCGAAAUGGCGACUGACGCGUGCGCUCAGCUCCCGCCCGUCUCGGCGGACUACACCCCGAAGGGCAGGUACGAGACCAUCGCCGGCCUCAAAACGUACAUCAUCGGCCCCACCAACCCGACCCGCGCCAUCGUCGACGUGUACGACGUCUUCGGCCUCGCGCCGCAGACGCUGCAGGGGGCCGACCGGCUGUCAGCGCUGGCGUCGGCGCUCGUGCUGGUGCCCGACUUCUUCGACGGCGACGCCGCCAGCCCGGACUGGUUCCCCGCCGACACGCCCGAGAAGGAGGCCGCGCGGAACGGGUUCCUGCGCGAGAGGGCCGACGUCGGCGCCGCCGUCGAGAGGCUCGUCGCCCUGCGCGGGGAGCUGGGCGCCAGGUGGCCGGGCGUCGAGGACCGCGUCGGGGUGUUUGGGCUGUGUUUUGGAGGUAAGGUUGCCGUCCUGGCAACCGGGGAAGGCAACGAGGGACGCGGCCGAAGAUUCGCGGUCAGCGGGACGGCGCAUCCUGCCCGUCUCGAAGCCAAGGACGCCGAGGCCCUCACGGCGCCGCACAUCUGCCUUGCUUCUCCCGGGGAGCCGGCAGAUGUCGUGGCGCAGUACAAGGAGAUCCUCUCGCGGCCCGGCAAGACGGGCCAUGUCGAGACCUAUGACAAGAUGUUCCAUGGGUGGAUGGGGGCGCGGGCGAACCUAAGCGACGAGACUAACCUCGCGGAAUAUGAGAGGGGUUAUAAUCAGGUCUCGGAGUACUUUUCCAAAUACCUGUAACCGAAACAUGACGGAAGGAAAGCAGGCAAAAGACCUGGCUCUACUGUUAAGUCGAUAAAGAACAGACUUAUGAACAGAGGAGAAUGGGGUAUACCCUACAGUGUGCUCAUUCUGACUGAAGCCUUUCUGCAGCUUGGUAGGCAUAACCUACCAAGUCCCUUGAAACUGCCGAUUUUACUUCAUAAGACAUUAUUUUCUCUGGAGCUGAAUGGGGGUGGGCGACAAUAAUCAAUCGUUUCUGUGACCUCAUCGAGUCUUCUCACCAGCGGAACUGAGGCCGUGGGACUUUCAAAUCUGACCUAGAAUCUCCUUGAUGACCCUGGAGGAUCACUCGAGUCCUCACCUUACUGCUGGCCGAGGUGAGUUGGGUGGAGUAACAAUUGUACUGUACAAUACUUGUAUGGAAGGAACUAUUGUUCUAUGAUACCCCCAGGCUCGAACAGAGCUCCUCGGGAAACCAC
Messenger RNA from Phialemonium atrogriseum, 1457 nucleotides. RefSeq names its product Alpha/Beta hydrolase protein. NCBI's taxonomy places the organism in Eukaryota, Fungi, Ascomycota, Sordariomycetes, Cephalothecales, Cephalothecaceae. Gene Ontology annotation, molecular function: hydrolase activity. The transcript has 4 exons. The record is from RefSeq and is a predicted model, not a curated record. The coding region runs from base 238 to 996 and encodes 252 amino acids.